Molecule: messenger RNA, 1437 nt
Organism: Elephantulus edwardii (Cape elephant shrew)
Lineage: Eukaryota; Metazoa; Chordata; Mammalia; Macroscelidea; Macroscelididae
Gene: ZNF397
Product: zinc finger protein 397
Exons: 3
Coding region: 1-1437 (478 amino acids)
Biological process (GO): regulation of transcription by RNA polymerase II
Molecular function (GO): DNA-binding transcription factor activity, RNA polymerase II-specific; RNA polymerase II cis-regulatory region sequence-specific DNA binding
Source: RefSeq, a predicted model, not a curated record
AUGGCUGUGGAGUCCAGAGCACUUUCAACCCUGGUGGCUGAUUCUCAGGAACAGGAGGAGCUCAUACUCGUUAAAGUAGAAGAGAGUCUUUCCUGGAGCCAGAAAUCUAAGCAGGAUGGCUGUGCCCAGUCCUGCCAAGAAAUGUUUCGCCAGCAGUUCCGAAAGUUUUGCUACAGGGAGACCCCUGGGCCCCGGGAGGCUCUGGGGCGGCUGCGGGAGCUUUGCCAUCAGUGGCUGAGGCCCGAGCUGCACACAAAGGAGCAGAUCCUGGAGCUACUGGUGCUGGAGCAGUUCCUGAGCAUCCUGCCUGAGGAGCUGCAGGUCUGGGUUCAGCAGCAGAGUCCAAAGAGCGGGGAGGAGGCGGUGACCCUGCUGGAGGAUUUGGAAAGAGAGUUUGAUGAUCCUGGGCAAAAGGUUCCAGCCAGUCCAAAGGGUCCAGCAAUGCCGUGGAAGGAUUUGACACCUCUUGGAGCAUCUCAGGAGUCAACAAACAUCCACCUCCACCCUCUGAAGACACAGGUGAAAUCCUGGGGACCUUGCCUCUCCCCUCAGAAUGAUUAUGAGAAUACUGAAUUAGUCACACAGGAAAUUUUGGGAGAAAAAUCACCAGGACUUCCCCCGGAACCCUCGUUUGGAGAAGUUGGUGAUCAUGGGAACCAUUUAGAGUGGCAGCAAAGAAGUAUGACUGGGGAGAAAUUAAGAUUGCCCCCUUCCCAAGGAGAUGGUUUUAGUCAUGUGCUCUUCACACACGAAUCUCUAGGAAAGAGACACCAUCAGGAUAAUCCUCAAAGAAACCUGGGUCUAAGCAGAAACUCUGUGACAUAUCCGAAAGUCCAUACAGAGGAGAGACCUUAUCAAUGUGAUGUUUGUGGACACAGCUUCAAACAGCAUUGCUCUCUAACGCAGCAUCAGAGAAUCCACACUGGAGAGAAGCCCUACAAGUGUAACCAGUGUGGGAAGGCCUUUAGUCUGAGGUCCUACCUGAUUAUUCAUCAGAGGAUUCAUAGCGGGGAGAAAGCGUAUGUAUGCACGGAGUGUGGGAAGGCUUUUAAUCAGCGCUCUGCCCUUAUUCGACAUCGGAAGAUUCAUACUGGUGAGAAAGCAUGUAUAUGCAACGAAUGUGGGAAAGCAUUCAGUCAGAGUUCGUACUUGAUUAUACAUCAAAGGAUUCACACUGGUGAGAAGCCCUAUAAAUGCAAUGUGUGUGGAAAAGCCUUCAGUUUGAGUUCAAACCUUCUCCGGCAUCAGAGAAUCCAUACAGUAGGGGAAUCCUAUCAGUGUAAUGAAUGUGGAAAGUCCUUCCAGAGGAGCUCAGGCCUUCCUCACUAUGAGAAAAUCCACUCGGGGGGUGAAGAGUUGGCAUGUAAUGAAUGUGGCAAGGCUUUCAGGCACCGAUCCGUCCUGAUGCGCCACCAGAAAGUCCACACUGUAGAUUAA